Messenger RNA from Erpetoichthys calabaricus (reedfish), 2819 nucleotides. RefSeq names its product potassium voltage-gated channel, subfamily G, member 2 (gene kcng2). Lineage: Eukaryota; Metazoa; Chordata; Cladistia; Polypteriformes; Polypteridae. The transcript is spliced from 3 exons. Gene Ontology annotation, biological process: protein homooligomerization; potassium ion transmembrane transport. The record is from RefSeq and is a predicted model, not a curated record. Gene Ontology annotation, molecular function: voltage-gated potassium channel activity; protein binding. Bases 811 to 2493 code for a protein of 560 amino acids. Gene Ontology annotation, cellular component: voltage-gated potassium channel complex; membrane.
CUGAUCAUGCGUGUGUUCAUAGUUCCCUCCCUGGUAGGCAAAGCUUUCCUUCAUUAUAAUCCGUUUAAACGUGCAUUGCAAUUAUGAGACGCAGUUGUGCAUUCGGCUUUAUGAAUGCAAAUUGCUUGACGUAAACUAAUACUCGACUCGAAAUUCAGUGUUUUGACGACCUGACGUCAUAACUCAAAGUCUCAAUAAGUGGAGUGUUCAGCUCGGCUGACGUCCCCGAAUUCCACUUCGAGUGGAUUCACAUUAACUUGGGAAGCAAGCCGCGCGGCGGACGCAGCUGGGUGGCAAUGUUGAUGAUCUGCGCUGCCGGGGGCUACAGGAAAAACGACAAAGUAAUCCAGCGCCGACCCACUUCAUCCGGCCGUGGGAGAGACGUAAGAUGAGGGCUGACAGAGUGAAAGAAAAGAAAAGUGUCUCCAAGCAGCAGGUAACGCAGCGCCCUGCCUGACAGGACCGCUGCCAUCAGCUCUGGCGAAACGCGUCGCGACGCAACGCAACGCAACGCGCAAAGUUUUUUUUGUUUGUAGCCCCCAGCAAGAUUCACGUGGGCUUACCUUUGGAGAUCUCUCCCAACUGUUUGGAGAAUAUAAACCGAGAAAAAAGAUGCAGCCUUUGCUCACAAUGCCGAGUUUUUUGCCGGUGAGAAUUCAGCCUGGAAAGCGGGCGACGGGAACAAGCGGAUCCACACAACGCGUUUAACAUCGAGCGCUGAGAUGCGUCCUCACCCUGAACGGAUGAAGGGGUCGCUUUGCUGAUAACACUUUUUUCUUUCUCUCUUUCAUUUCGAAUGAACAUCUCCCGAUGAAUUCAGCACUCAGCACAUUUCCAGAAGGCGUGACAGCAGGAAAGAAAACGGUAGCCCAAAUGUAUCAGGAAAUGGCCCUCCUAACGAGCAGCACAGAGCGCCCCUUCACCACCACCACCACCACCGCCGCCACCUUCUCUUUCAACCAUCUGGAGAACCCGCAUGAGAUUCGCACCAAAAAGGGCAUCUUCUACAAAAAGGCCAAAGCCGUCCGUCCAAGGGAGGAUUGCUAUCAUAUAUCAAACUUAAGCGACAACAGGACCACAUGUGUCAUAAUCAACGUUGGCGGGAUUAAGUACAGGAUUCCUUGGACUACCCUGGAUGAGUUUCCACUGACCAGGCUCGGGAAGUUAAAAACGUGCAACAAUUAUGAGGAGAUAAUGGACGUUUGUGAUGACUACGACGUCAGCUGCAAUGAGUUUUUUUUUGACCGCAACCCUAGUGCCUUCAGAACCAUCAUGACCUUCCUUGCAGCGGGGAAGCUUAGACUUCUCCGAGAGAUGUGCGCGCUCUCCUUUCGGGAGGAGCUGCUCUACUGGGGCGUUGAGGAGGAGAACCUGGAGUGGUGUUGCCUUCGCAAGUUGCGCCAGAGGGAGGACGAGUACGCGGAGGCUCGGCGGCUAGAAGAAGACACCUUCCCGGUUGUGGAGGAGCCACCCGUUGCCUUUCAGGAUGAGGUGCACAUGAGCGGCUGCAGGAGGAGACUCAGGGACAUGGUGGAGAAUCCGCAUUCAGGGAUCCCUGGGAAAAUUUUUGCAUGCCUCUCCAUCAUCUUUGUGGCCAUUACGGCAGUGACGCUGUGCAUCAGUACGAUGCCAGAUCUCCGAGAAGAAGAAGAAAAGGGAGAAUGCUCUCAGAGGUGUCACAACAUUUUCGUCCUGGAGACGGUUUGCGUGGGAUGGUUCUCCCUCGAGUUCUUCCUGCGGUUUAUCCAAACACAAAGCAAGUGCGUCUUUCUGAGGACUCCGCUGAAUAUCAUCGAUAUCAUGGCGAUUCUGCCGUACUACAUCACCCUGAUCGUGGACUCCUUGUCUAUCCGAAAGAAGACCGUCGGGUCGGGAAACAACUAUCUGGAGAAAGUGGGCCUUGUCCUCCGAGUGCUGCGAGCCCUGCGGAUUCUUUAUGUCAUGAGGCUGGCCCGCCAUUCCCUGGGCCUCCAGACCCUUGGUCUGACAGUCCGUAGAUGCACACGGGAGUUUGGGCUGCUCUUGCUCUUCCUCUGUGUUGCGAUGGCCCUCUUCUCCCCAUUGGUGUUCCUGGCCGAAAGUGAGAUGGGAGCCAAGCAGGAGUUUACCAGCAUCCCCGGCUGCUACUGGUGGGCGGUAAUUUCCAUGACCACGGUUGGCUACGGUGACAUGGUGCCCCGAAGCAUCCCAGGUCAGGUGGUUGCGCUCAGCAGUAUCCUGAGCGGCAUCUUGCUCAUGGCCUUCCCCGUCACCUCCAUCUUUCACACCUUUUCCCGAUCCUACCUGGAAUUAAAAGAGCAGCAUCAAAGAGCCGCCAGGCAAAAACCCGACUCGCAAGACAAUUCCAAGUCCCAGAACAGCGACGAUUCCCAGGAAACGGACAGCUCUUUCCCAGUGGGGGUGCCGGAAUCUUCGCUACACAGGAAGUCUGUGACAGCAGCUUUGUUGAAGAGCACGGAAACUAAGCCUUUACCAAAGAACAUGACGGGAUGAGUGAGGAAAGCGACUCUCGUGUGUGUGAAUCCUACCGACUACGCCACCUCCUAGAACAUUCUAGAAGGAUGGGGGGAGCUGCUUACUGAAGACUUUCAAGGACACAAGGGAAACAUGAAAACUUUUGCCUUUUCAUUCACGGAGUAGGGGUUUUUGUUUUGUUUAGUUUUGUUUUUUUAAAUGAUAUUCAUCACCGGAGAGCACAUAUUUAAUGCGGCAGGCUCAAGUUCAUACAGCUGAUUAGUAACCGGACUUGUAUUCUUUUGUUGUCUUUCAUGUGCUGUCAAAUAAAAAUUGGAAAAAGGAUUUUCAAAAUUUCAUUUCAC